Molecule: messenger RNA, 1979 nt
Organism: Amaranthus tricolor (Joseph's coat)
Lineage: Eukaryota; Viridiplantae; Streptophyta; Magnoliopsida; Caryophyllales; Amaranthaceae
Exons: 13
Coding region: 276-1730 (484 amino acids)
Source: RefSeq, a predicted model, not a curated record
CUUCAGAAAUGGGGAGUUAGAAAAGAAGGAAAUUCCAUAAACUAAACUUCAAACGUUGUCGUUUCGUCAUAACAUCCCUCUCGGCACCAUAUUUCCGUCCGCAGACCGGAACCGGAACCAACUAACUUUAAUUUAAUGGAGUAUUAGUCAAUAAAGACUGCUUUCCUCUUCAAGACAGCUCAAUUUCUCUCUCAACUCCACAUCUCUCCCUUUGAUGCCGAGAAGAAGAAAAUCUUGAUUAAUCUCCUUACAUUACUAGCUCAAGAACUACAACAAUGGCGGAGGACAGAGAAAUUGAAACGCCUCUUCUUCGACCUUCAGAAAUUCAAAGAGUCAUUGAAGAUGAGAUAGUUCCUUCUUCAUCUUCUCAAAGUCUUGAAGCUAAUGCCGAUUUAUCAUCAUCGUCAUCGACGGUUCCUCUGAAGAAUCGGCGGCUCGUUUCUCUUGAUGUUUUUCGCGGCUUAACUAUCGCUCUUAUGAUUUUGGUUGAUGAUGCUGGAGGAGCUUUUCCUCUUAUAAAUCAUUCUCCUUGGUUUGGAGUGACAAUAGCUGAUUUUGUGAUGCCCUUUUUCCUCUUCAUUGUUGGUGUUUCAAUUGGUUUAGUAUUCAAGAAAGUUCAAAGCAAGUCUACAGCAACAAAGAAAGUCAUUCUAAGGGCAAUAAAGCUCUUUCUUCUGGGGAUCUUCUUGCAAGGUGGUUUUUUUCAUGGAAGGAAAACAUUAACAUUUGGUGUUGAUGUGGAGAAGAUACGUUGGUUUGGUGUGCUGCAGAGGAUUUCAGUUGGAUACCUGUUGGCUUCCAUUUCAGAAAUUUGGCUAGUCAGGGAUUUACAAGUGGACUCACAUUUGGCAUUUUUGCGAAGAUACUGCAUACAAUGGAUGAUAACUGUGUUGUUGUGUAUCAUCUAUAUUUGCUUGCUUUAUGGACUUAAAGUUCCUAGCUGGGAUUUUGCACUUCAUGAGGCAGAUUCAGCAUUGUUUUCUUCAAGUGCUCAAACUGUUCAAUGCGAAGUAAGGGGUAGUCUUGAUCCUGCUUGUAAUGCAGUUGGGUUCAUUGACAGACUUGUACUUGGCCUAAGUCAUUUGUACCAGCGUCCUGUGUACCGAAGAGUGAAGGAAUGUAGUAUCAACUCUCCAGACUAUGGGCCAUUGCCACCAAAUGCACCUGGAUGGUGCCUUGCUCCUUUUGAUCCAGAGGGAGUAUUAAGCUCAUUAAUGGCUGCUGCUACAUGUUUCGUGGGACUGCAUUUUGGCCAAAUAAUUGCCCAUUUUCAGGAUCACAUACAAAGAAUGUUCUUGUGGUCUGUAUCUGCUGUUCCUCUUUUAUUCACAGGGUAUGUUUUGAUGGCUUUAGGAAUGCCUCUCUCUAAACCACUUUACACGAUUAGCUAUAUGUGUCUCACUGCUGGUGCUUCAGGACUCAUCUUUGCCAUCACUUUUUAUGUAGUUGAUGUGAAACAAGUUAGAAAGCCUGUAGUCUUACUGCAAUGGAUGGGGAUGAAUGCUCUUAUCAUAUAUGCACUCGCUGCUUGUGAGAUUUUCUCUGGAGUUCUGCAAGGAUUCUAUUUGGGCUCACCAGAAAACAACUUGGUUGAUGGAACUGAAUCAUUUUUGCAAGAUGUAUUGCAUUCAAAGCAUUGGGGCACCUUAGCCUUUGUGUUACUUGAGAUUCUAUUUUGGGGCUUUAUUGCUGGUUUACUUCACAUGAAGCGCAUAUAUGUGAAACUUUAGCACCUGAUUUAGAGGAAACCGUGUUGACAAGAAAAAUUCGUUUUGAAGGUAAAGCCAUUGACUUUCAUUCUCAUGUAUAUAACUCUUGUUUUUAACAACUGUAAAUAUAAGAACCUAGAAACUUUAUACCAUGCUUGCUUGGAAUAUAACAAACCUACUCGAAUAGCUGCAACUAGUUCUCUAAUUCUUGCAUCAAACUGUAAAAGGCGAUUUGCGAUUGGUUAGUGUGAUCGAUAUGAAAUUAUUGUA